AUGGCCUCACCAAUCAAGGAGAGAUCCGUAACACAAUUCACCAGCAGAGAUGACUUGCAAGUUACACCACCUAGCAGCCUACCACAUCCAAACUUAUCUCAUCCAUGGGUAGAGAGCGCAAGUGCGGCCAGUAUUACGCAAACUAAAGCAGAAUCGAAUAAAGAAUUGUCAAAUGAGUAG
This is a messenger RNA of Dovyalis caffra, 180 nucleotides long. The record is from the annotation of a GenBank genome assembly. Lineage: Eukaryota; Viridiplantae; Streptophyta; Magnoliopsida; Malpighiales; Salicaceae.